AUGAAUCGGAUGCAUAGUAGAACGAAUUAGAAUGGAAAACAAUUUUCACCCUUAAUUUUGGUCUCCUCAUAUCCUGUGUCCGUCCCACUUGCAGUGCUCGACAUCAAUGAGUGACAAGUUUGGAUCUUUCGAUCAUGGGUUUUCAGGUAUAGACUCCAAAAUUUUUAUUUGAUGCAAUUAUUAUAUAUAUAACAAUUUAAUUAUAAUUGGUCGUUUAAUGAUAGAAGCAAUAAUGGGACAAGAUAGGAAAAUGCAUUUGAUGCUGAUUAUCGAAUGAAAUUAAAAAAUUAUUUUCCUUCUUAAAAUAAAAUUUUUAAGCUGAAAAUUAUAGAGUAAAAUAAAUUUCAGUUCUUGGGAGGAGACUAUAUCUUUCCUUUCUCAUAGACAAAGUCAUAAGUCUUCUCCUGCCUCUAUAGCUUUUUAUAUGGCUACAUGCCAAUGGUAAUAUAGAAACUAAAAUUGUUGCACCCCAAAACAACAAAACUUGUUUCACUAGUUUGUUAGCUAAGUCUCUUCCUUCAUGGGUGGCAGACCUGGACUUUCCAUAUCUUUCACGGUGCUUUAUGUUUUGGCCUGCUUGACGAUAACAAGAACCAAUAUCACCCCAGAUUUUCAUUCGAGAACGAACACAACCACCGACCAAUAUGCCCUUCUUGCUCUCAAAGCUCACAUCGCUCGCGAUCCUCGCAAUUUCUUGGCGGAAAAUUGGACCGCCAAAGCUUCUGUUUGCUAUUGGGUUGGCGUGACUUGCGGUGCUCGCCAACAAAGAGUGACGGCGUUGGAUCUUUCGUUCAUGGGUCUUCGGGGCACCAUCCCUCCUGAAAUUGGAAAAUUAUCUUUCCUUUCUUCGUUCACAAUCACGAACAACAGUUUUCAUGGCUCUCUUCCCAGUGAAUUGGCUCAUUUGCCCAGGUUGAAAAUCGUUGAUAUCGCAAACAAUAACUUCAGCGGAGAAAUCCCAUCACUGUUCAACUUUUUGCCAAAGCUCGAAAGGUUGGUUCUUCAUGGAAACAAUUUCAUGGGCACUCUUCCAACUUGGCUCUUCAACAUUUCCACACUGAAGCAUGUUAAUUUGUCCCAUAAUCUUUUACACGGGAAUAUUCCAGCACCAGCAGAGUUUGGUAAUAUAGAGGAGAUUGAUGUGAGCUGGAACCAGAUUUCAGGUUCCAUUCCAUCAACUUUCUGGAACAUGUCCACGUUGCGGCAUAUAGACUUCCGCUACAACAGGGUGUCUGGUAGCCUUCCUGAUGAUUUGUGCCAAAAACUUACUCUUCUUCAGGUACUCAGAGUAGCUGCUAAUGAGCUUUUUGGUCCAAUUCCAUCCAAUUUAUCUCAUUGCAGAGAGCUUAAUCUGCUGUCUCUUUCGAGGAACAAAUUCGAUGGAAGAAUACCAAGGGAUAUCGGAAAGCUGACCAAGCUAAACCGGCUAUAUCUUGGCUUCAACAACCUGAUAGGAAGAAUUCCAACAGAUAUUGCUAAUUGUGCUCUGCUUACGGUCCUAUAUAUCCCUCGUAAUUACUUGAAACGUAUCAUUCUGCGAGUUAAUUUUCAUAAUCUUAAUUACAAUGCCUAA
Messenger RNA from Hevea brasiliensis (rubber tree), 1573 nucleotides. Its product is annotated as leucine-rich repeat receptor-like kinase protein CLV1B. NCBI's taxonomy places the organism in Eukaryota, Viridiplantae, Streptophyta, Magnoliopsida, Malpighiales, Euphorbiaceae. Bases 521 to 1573 code for a protein of 350 amino acids. The record is from RefSeq and is a predicted model, not a curated record. Gene Ontology annotation, molecular function: protein binding. The transcript is spliced from 2 exons.